AUGUCGACCAAAGAAAAAUUGAAACGUGCUCGAACAGUGGGAGAAGUUUUAUUGAUUCUAAAUAUGCCUGAAUAUUUACCACUUUUUGAGAAAGCUAAUAUCCUUCAAGCAUCAGCCUUAAGGCUAUUAAGGGAAGCUGAUCUGAAGAUGACUGUUAAUGAAAAAAUCCGACAAGGAAUACAUCAUGCGAUGAAUGUGGAAGACAUCCCGAAACAUCCCAAAAUUAAUGAGGAGAAGUUUCGUUUGCAAAAGGCAGAGGAUGAACUGUUGCGAUGUAAAGUGGAAUUAAAUUUAAAACGAAACGAAUUAGCGCGAAUACAAAAGCAGACUAAAUUUAUUCGUGAGAUAUUUGAAAUGACAACUGAUACAAGAAAGUAUGCGCAGAAAGUUCGAAAAAACUGCAGCGAAUGUGGCACUUUAUCCAUGCAACAAUUAGCUAUUAAUCUGGAAAGUUUACUAAAUAACGCUUUCCUACCGAAUGCUAAUGCAAAUCCAUUAAAUCAAUAUUUACCUGAAUUAUUACCGUUACAACCAUCGAAAAAAAAUAACACUCGUCUUUAUUAUUCAAAUGAAACUGAUCCUGAUCCGUGGUAUGCGAAAAUUUUGAAAUCUGCAACUAUUCGGCGCUAUAAACAACCUCCUGAUGUAAUUUAUUAUCAUCCACCGAUCGAUGAGGAAGACGAGAAACAUGGCGACACAACAACAAUAUCACUGUCAACUCAAGCAGCAGCACAACAUGAACAUCUAAAUUUUGUGGAUGGAUUGUUCUCAAAAUUUGGAAAAAACAAAACAUCAACACCUUACAAGCAGCCAUCGACAGUCAAACGAUUUUCAAGCAAUGCACGCCAUCAUUCAUUCGUUCAUCACUCACGCCAAAAGGUUAAAAAUGUAUUUAGGAAAGCGGCAUGGCGCUGA
Molecule: messenger RNA, 915 nt
Organism: Acanthocheilonema viteae
Lineage: Eukaryota; Metazoa; Nematoda; Chromadorea; Rhabditida; Onchocercidae
Source: the annotation of a GenBank genome assembly